Molecule: messenger RNA, 1488 nt
Organism: Vicia villosa (hairy vetch)
Lineage: Eukaryota; Viridiplantae; Streptophyta; Magnoliopsida; Fabales; Fabaceae
Exons: 3
Coding region: 1-1425 (474 amino acids)
Source: RefSeq, a predicted model, not a curated record
AUGGCUUCCAAGCAAGAACAGGAACAAAAUCUACAUUUGACACUUUUAGUAGACAAAGAAAAAAACCGUGUAGUUUUGGCUGAAACAAACGGUGACUUCAUUGACACUUUGUUUAGUUUUCUCACACUUCCAUUAGGAACUAUCACCAGACUUCUCUUCAAAAAUGAACAACAGCAAGAAUCAUUUGGUUGCAUAAGUAAUCUUUACAAGAGUGUGGAAAAUAUCAGUGAUGAAGUUUUCUUUAACAGUAUCUGCAAGAGAAUGUUGCUUUAUCCACGCAACAAUUCUGAGUCGGAUUGCCAGAAACUGAAGUUGAAUGUUGAUGAUUCAGAACCUACAAAGUACUUCAUUUGUAACACUUGUGCUGAAGGAACAGGUUUGUUAAGUACUUUUGUUGGUGCUAGUUGUUCUUGUGGGAAUUUGAUGGACAAAGAAAUUAAGCUGCAUGGAGGUUUUAGAAAUAGGGACUGUGUUUUUGUUAAGAAACAAACUUUGUAUUUAAUUUUUGAUGAUUUGAAAGUGCUCCAAAGCUUUCCCGGAAAUACUCUUCACCAGCUCCAACAACUUGGUUACAAAAACAUGAACAAGCUUACACAUAUGUCCGUGACUGUCGGUUUGAAUGAGAUUUUGGAGUUACUAAGGAAAGCUUUAACUUCCGACUCUCCUCUAAGUGAUGUAUUCUUGGCAAAUGGAAAGUUUCCGUAUAAGUGCAUUUUCUCCUCAAAGACUCCACUUUCUAAUGUUCCUACUACUACUGACGUUAUAAUGGAUAUCAAGGUAACUAUUAGUAAAUCAAAACAGAUGAUAGUGUAUGCAGAAGCUGAGAGAGAUUUUGUUAAUUUUCUAUUCAGUUUCCUCACCGCACCUGCAGGAACUAUUUUAGAGCAAUUGAAUGGCAAUUAUUCUAUUGGAUGUAUGAAUAACUUGAACAAGAGUGUGAGAGAACUCCAUUUUUCAUGUUUCAUGAUACCUAUAUAUACUCCUACAGGAUAUCCCAAAGUGGCUCCUCAAUUUGGUUAUGUGAAUCAGCCUCUGGAAAAACUUUGUGAAAAAGAUACUCCUCCUUAUAGGUAUUGUAAUAAUGGUGUGGUAUACGACUACUCAAAUCAAAAAUAUGGAUCAAUGAAGCUUUUUGAUCCAAGAUCUUCAAAUGGUACAAUUAAAUCUGCUGUAGGGUUUGUGAAGGGGCAAUCAAAAUUUAUUGUGUGGGAUAAUCUGCAAGUGACAACAUUGGAUAAAAAUACUUCUAGCAUUGCAUUUUUGCAAAAACUCAACAUACCUUUCGAUGAUUUGGAGGUGCAUGAAAUGAGCAUUGGAGAGACCGAGGCACUAAACUUGUUGGGAGCUUCUUUGACUUCUUUCGAAGCUGCAUUAACAGAAGCCUUGUUCCAUUUGAUAGAGUACCCAGAAGAAGAACCUUAUUAAUGCUUGAAUUCUUUUAUUUCUAUUAUUUUAUAAGAGGCAGACUAAUAUAUAUUGCAAUCUAGA